AUGGCCACACGACGCUCUUCGAGUCGCACAGCGACAUUUGCAGCAAGCCAAGAGGUGGCCAAAGUAGCAUCUGCCUCUCCGUCACCAGCGAAACCAAAACGAAAAGCCACGGAUUCAGCAUCAUCGGUUGCACAGAAGAAUGGAGCCAGAAAGUCACGCAAGAAGGCUGUCGCAGACUCGGACUCGCCAAGCGCACCAAAGUCAGAAGACACAACGGCUGAUCCGAGCUUGCCAAAGAACAUAAAGAUGCCUGCUACAUUAUCGUAUCCACGCCCUACAUCACCUGGAGCCGUCCGCGUCACAUGCUGGAACAUCACCAGCCUCAAGUCGAGCGAGCCCAAGGGAAUGAUGCGCUACAUUGAAGCAGAGGAUGCAGACAUCAUUGUCCUCUCAGAGACCAAGGUCAAUGACGUCCCCAUGCAUCCCGGCCUGACAAAGAUCUACAAGCAUCAAUACUGGGGCAUAGGCAAGAAAAAGGGUUAUACCGGAUUGGCGAUCCUCUCAAAAAUCGAGCCUAUCAAGGCUGUCUAUGGUCUACCGGGCCUCAAAUAUCAGGACACGAAAGGUCGCAUAGUCACGCUCGAGUUCGAGAAUACCUUCCUCGUUGGCACUUACGCCGUAAACGCAGGCGAAGGCCUCAAGACCAUGGCGACAAAGCAAGCAUGGAACACUGCGUUCGCUACCUAUCUCGCAUGGCUUGAUUCCAAGAAGCCUGUCAUCUGGUGUGGUGACUUCAACGUCGUCCAAGACGAGCGUGACUUGGCAGGAGCGUCCAAGAAGUGGAAUAAGACUCCAGGCUACACAGCCAUUGAAUGCGAUGCGCACCGCGAGCUAAUCCAAGGCACCGCAACACCAACAUCAAAGCCACUCGUUGAUGUAUGGAGGCAGAAACAUCCGGAUGCUGUCGGUCAUUACACUUUCUACGGCUGGCGAGGUUUCUGCAGGGCAAAGGGUAUUGGCUGGCGUCUUGACUCUUUCAUUCUUUCCGAACGCAUCGCAAGCAAAGCACUCGAAUGCGAGAUCCGACACGAGUGCUUUGGCGCCAGCGAUCAUGUUCCGAUCUACUGCGACAUCCAAGGACCAUUAUAG
Molecule: messenger RNA, 1089 nt
Organism: Ustilago hordei
Lineage: Eukaryota; Fungi; Basidiomycota; Ustilaginomycetes; Ustilaginales; Ustilaginaceae
Exons: 6
Coding region: 1-1089 (362 amino acids)
Biological process (GO): base-excision repair
Cellular component (GO): nucleus
Molecular function (GO): phosphoric diester hydrolase activity; double-stranded DNA 3'-5' DNA exonuclease activity; DNA-(apurinic or apyrimidinic site) endonuclease activity
Source: RefSeq, a predicted model, not a curated record